Messenger RNA from Trametes versicolor FP-101664 SS1, 2451 nucleotides. RefSeq lists its product as uncharacterized. The transcript is spliced from 8 exons. The record is from RefSeq and is a predicted model, not a curated record. The coding region runs from base 1 to 2451 and encodes 816 amino acids. NCBI's taxonomy places the organism in Eukaryota, Fungi, Basidiomycota, Agaricomycetes, Polyporales, Polyporaceae.
AUGUCUAUGAUCAUGGCUGAAUCUUUCGACGCUCCGAUGACAGACUCCGGAGAUCUCGACGUAUCGAUGUAUCCCGGAGCUGCAGAUUCUUGGCUGUCCGCCGAGGCAAGUAUGGGCGAUGUCGCGUACCCCGCAGACACUGCUACGUUCGACUAUAUGCAGGAGGGUAUCGAGGUCGAAAUGCUGGACGACCUCGACGACGACGCGGCGAUCACCGAGUACGAAAUGGCGGACGAUGGCGACGGCUACUACGAUCAAGAGCUAGAGGACGUCGAAGUUCUUGACGUCUCUCGAGGUGCAUCCAUUCCGCCAGCGGGUCCUACCGACGUCGCCGGGGACGCCAAAGCAGAAAAUCCGGAGAUGAUGCACGUGCCUCCUUACGACGGCGGGGCGCCGGUGGCGUCAGGCUCGCACUACCCCGUCGAGCCCAUCAGAGAUGACUCUGCUCUCUAUGUGGAGACAGACUCUACCGCCCAUCCGGAGCAUCUGGCGGAGACAGACGCGUUGGCCGAGUCAUCGACCACGCUCAGGGGAGAUGUACACCACGCUGUGUCACCGUCCUCUCCUUCUGUCCUAGAUGUAUCUGCCGUCGUCAGAGACAAUAACAGUCCCGGGGAACUUCCAGUGCUCCCGACACCUAAUCACGCUGAAGACGCAAGCACAAGCACCGAUCCCGCCGCAUUGGAACUGCACUCGCCAGAAGAUCACCUUCUGGAACCAGUACCCUCUGGCCCCUCUGAUGUCGACCAAGCAUCUCCUGCGGUACCGGUUGAUCCUGUCGGCCUGCACCCUAGCGAGGAGUCUGCGUAUGAGCUUGCUGCUGAUGAUCCGCACGAGAUCUCGGACGGCGUCUACAUCGAUCCCCCACCACCUGUGCUAUUGUCUCUUCCUCCUUCCGCUGAAUAUGCGGAAUACUGUCUCUUCAACCAGCCUCAGUCCGAUGCGUCCCCGAGCACGCCGGAAGGCAGUAAGUCUGAGCAUGCUGCUGAACCACUCCGUCUCUUGCUGCACGAUCGACCAACCUUGUACUACGAGCCCCUUUCUUCUGUCUUCGAUGCUCUUCGUCAUGAAGAAUGCAUCGAGAACCUUCCGGGCAGCUCGGACGCGGAGUUGGUAUUGGACGCAUACGAACUCAAGCUUGCGAUAUGCGAGGAUAACGUAUACGCGCAUGAAGUCACCUUGCAUGAACUCGACGUCAUACACGGUGGCUCUGACUUGCAAGGGCCGUUGCGGCUCAAGCUAAAAUUUGUCGCCCCUCGAUUCGUUACUCGUUAUCACCUGCUCCGAGACCAGAUCUCACGGCUUAAUCUGACCGCCGAUGGCGACGAACUGCUUUCAGGUGCUCCUGCGUCGGACCCUGUUCACGAACAACAAUCUGGAGUAUCUCACGAUGCCGAAGAGGUCCCACACCACUACGCCGAAGAUGGGGAUGCGCGAGAAAGCGUCGACGAGCACCACGACGGGCUCAUCGAGGGCACUGAAGACGGGGCUCAUGAAGAGCUCCACGAGGGUGUAGACGGUCCCGAAGCCGAGGUCUUGGCCCCAAGUUUCGGGUCGACAGAUGACCACGGGGCAUCUGAGCUCCCUGAAGCUGUUCCAGAACAAUCUGUCGGAGAAGAUGGUACAGCUGCGCUCGAGGGAUUGAGCAGGGAAGCUACAGCAGCGCCUCUCGAUGCCGACGAAGCUGAGGCGGCAGAUCUCGAAGACGAACAUGAGCAGGACGAUGACGCGGAGGAGGGGGGUGACUACGUCGGACACGAUGAGUUCCCCGACGACGAGGAUGAAUUCGGAGAUGACCUACCAGAGGAGAUCGGUGGGCAGACGGAGAAUGCGGAGUAUACUCACACUGGCGCUGUCGAGGACGCCCCUCAGGACUCGGCUUACGUGGAGGUAGAAGGCGUUGAUGCGCAUGAAGAUACCCUCCAAAGCUUCUCUGACGAUGUGGGUCUGGGCGAUCCGUAUGCUGCGUCCGGGGCGCAGGAUGACGAAGAUCCUCAAUUACUCAACGACGGUUUGGACACAAAGGAACAUACUGAUACAUUCUCGCAUCUCGACAGUGCGGACAACUACGACGAAUCUCAUUCGCAAGACGACGGCACUGGCCAACACGACGAUGAGUCGACUGCAGCACAUCUCGAUCACGCUGAACACUCACAAAACUACGACGACGAUCCUCUGGCGAAUGAGGAAAGCACAACAUUAUCAAGUGAGGAAGAGGAUGGGCUCGCCGACGACUGGGACGACGGCGACGAUGUGCUAGACGUCGACGCCGUGCCGGCCCCUAGCGUGGACCAAGCAGAUGCACUAUCGCGCAAGAGUUCUUCGGCGACUCUGGCGAGCAAGUCAUCGAAGCGGACAUAUGACGAAGUCGAGCUUGACGACUUCGACGACGACCCCAGCCAACUCGAGAUCGCUAGCACUCCAGACGCGAAACGCCCCAGGGUGCAGUGA